Messenger RNA from Dermatophagoides pteronyssinus (European house dust mite), 999 nucleotides. Its product is annotated as glutathione-specific gamma-glutamylcyclotransferase 1-like. The record is from RefSeq and is a predicted model, not a curated record. Lineage: Eukaryota; Metazoa; Arthropoda; Arachnida; Sarcoptiformes; Pyroglyphidae. Gene Ontology annotation, molecular function: glutathione specific gamma-glutamylcyclotransferase activity. Gene Ontology annotation, cellular component: cytoplasm. Gene Ontology annotation, biological process: glutathione catabolic process.
UUAUCGUACCAAUCAACCUUCAAUCUUUAAUUUUUUUUGUUUUUAGUUUGAUAUUCAAUCUUUAUAGAUUUUAGGAUCGUAAUACGUUACAACAUUUAUUUAAACAAUAUAUAUUCAAUGAAAAAGUUCAAGUUCAUGAUUUAAAAAAUCCAUUUUCAUCCUUUUUUCUUACAUCCAUCCUUAUCAUUUGUUGUUGUUGUUGUUGUUGGUGAUUGGUUUGAUUUGGUUUUCGACAAAAGAAUGGCCAACGAAACCAAUGAUGUAUGGGUAUUUGCUUAUGGAUCAUUAAUUUGGAAUCCUGGUUUUGAAUAUAAAAAAGUUAUUAUCGGUUGUAUUCGUGGAUAUUCAAGAAGAUUUUUUCAAGGUAGUGAUCAACAUCGUGGUUCACCUGAAUCGUUGGGUCGUGUGGCCACUUUAAUCGAAGAUGAACAAGGCUCCACCUGGGGAUUAGCAUUUUUGAUUGCCGAUGAUCAAACAGCAUUGGAAUAUUUAAAACAACGUGAAUCAUGUAUUGGUGGCUAUACAACAAUAAUGACAAAAUUUUAUCCAAAAGAUCGUCGAAUCAAAGAAUCAAUACAGACAUUAGUUUAUAUUGCAUUACCAUCGAAUCGAUUAUUUCUUGGUCCUAGUCCACGAUUAGCUGAUGAAAUUGCUCAAGCCAAAGGAUUUUGUGGUUAUAAUGUAGAAUAUCUAGCCAAAUUAAUUGCAUUCAUGAAAAUUGAACUGCCACAUAUUAUUGAUGAACAUCUACAACAAAUAGAAUUACAAGUGAAACAAAUUCUUCAACAAAAUAAUCCAAAUUUAUUGAAAUUUUUUACCGAAGCAAUUGAUUUAUGGCUGAACAAUACAAUAUUAACCUCAAAUGAAACAAUGAUUAUGGAUUCAUUGAAAACAACAACCAUUAUUAAACCAUUAUUGAUCAAUAAUAAUAAUCGUAUGAUUGAUAAUAAUGGUAAAGUGCCUAAAAAACAACAAUUACGUUGUAUGAUUAAGUAUUGA